Messenger RNA from Gymnodraco acuticeps, 476 nucleotides. RefSeq names its product guanine nucleotide binding protein (G protein), gamma transducing activity polypeptide 2b (gene gngt2b). The record is from RefSeq and is a predicted model, not a curated record. The transcript has 3 exons. Gene Ontology annotation, cellular component: heterotrimeric G-protein complex. Lineage: Eukaryota; Metazoa; Chordata; Actinopteri; Perciformes; Bathydraconidae. Bases 144 to 356 code for a protein of 70 amino acids. Gene Ontology annotation, molecular function: G-protein beta-subunit binding. Gene Ontology annotation, biological process: G protein-coupled receptor signaling pathway.
CAGCUGGGAUGAAGAGCAGUGGGACAGCACAGACCAUUCAGUGUGAAGAAGCAACCGGACUACAGCAAGGCAAACAGUCAAUGAGCUCUUAGGAGCCAAAACAUUUCUCGUUACUUUGGGGAUCCCACCAUUCAACAGUCAGGAUGGCUCGGGAUAUGUCGGAUAAGGAAAUCUUAAAAAUGGAGUUGGAUCAGUUGAAGAAGGAAGUUAGCACAACUAGGACACCACUGCUUGCUAACUGUGCGGAGACUGUUACAUUCGUUGAGCAACUCCUGCCUAAUGAUCCGCUGAUAAAGGGCGUUCCAGAUGACAAGAACCCCUACAAGGGAGACAAGGGAGGCUGUAUAAUAACAUAGCACAUGGACAUGCAAGGAAACGUCAAACAGUUUUUUAUGAGAACCGGUUGCAUUGCUGUAAUAUCCCUGUAGAAAUGUAAAAGAAAACUAAGAUCUGUAAUGGUAUUGCUACCAGGAGAG